AACACAAACUGAUUACAUAUUCAGUCAAUUAAUUAUCCAAGCGGGUAAAUGAAAAAAAUCUACAAAAGAAUAGCUACUCGCACUUAAAUAUUCAUCGACCUUCUGCUAUUACCCGCCAAAGUUGAAUAGGCCUUUCUAUUAUUGAAUUAAAAUGGAGUAAUGAGGUAAACUCAAUUCAAUCGCAUAGCAGAUAUCAGAGAGUUCGGUGUGUAUUCGGGUCAGUAUGAUGUCAUACUUUGAGAUAUAAUUUUAAAUGUGACGUUAUACUAUUUCUACACCGAAAUCGGCUGAGGAAAGACAUAUUCACAAUCCGGUUAAAUAUAAAUAGUGUAAAUUGCGUGUGUGUUUACUGGAAUAAACAAAUAAAAUGACGUAUUAUCAACACAGGAAUACAGGCAUUCCGCCUCCACCGCAGUUGACAGACAAGCUCAGGCUAUACCACGUAGAUAUGAACCCAUACGGGCACAGAGUACUCCUGAUCCUAGAGGCGAAGAGAUCAAGAUAUGAGAUCUACAAACUGGACCCGCUGAGACUUCCCGAGUGGUUCAGAGUAAAGAACCAUAGACUGAAGAUCCCAGUCCUAGAAAUACCAACCGAUCAUGGGGACAAGUAUUUGUUCGAAAGCGUGGUAAUAUGUGACUAUUUGGACGAGUUGUACCCACGCAACCAGCUACAUUCGAAAGACCCGUUCGUGAAGGCGCAAGAUCGUUUGCUCAUUGAAAGAUUUAACGAGUUAAUAAAAGGCAGUUUGGAAUGUUUCGACACUAAUUUCGCGUACGGCAGCGAUCAGAUAAUCCAAACAUUAGAUAUAUUUGAAAAAGAGCUCGCUUUGAGAGGUACGAACUACUUCGGCGGCAACCGUCCAGGGAUGCUGGACUACAUGAUCUGGCCGUGGAUAGAGCGGCUGUACCUCCUCAGAUGUGUUCACGAGAAGAAAUUCGACGAAAAACGAACUCUGUUCCCUAACUUUUGCGUGUUAAACGACCUUUUGCAUCAAGGAUCCUCCUUCACCACGACAAUGCUUCGUCGCACACUGCCAGGUAAAUGA
Messenger RNA from Achroia grisella, 1048 nucleotides. It is a transcript of the gene GSTo3, whose product is annotated as pyrimidodiazepine synthase-like. The transcript is spliced from 6 exons. Gene Ontology annotation, cellular component: cytoplasm. NCBI's taxonomy places the organism in Eukaryota, Metazoa, Arthropoda, Insecta, Lepidoptera, Pyralidae. The coding region runs from base 368 to 1048 and encodes 226 amino acids. Gene Ontology annotation, biological process: glutathione metabolic process. The record is from RefSeq and is a predicted model, not a curated record. Gene Ontology annotation, molecular function: glutathione transferase activity; glutathione dehydrogenase (ascorbate) activity.